Dichotomopilus funicola is the source of this 537-nucleotide messenger RNA. RefSeq lists its product as uncharacterized. Bases 1 to 537 code for a protein of 178 amino acids. The record is from RefSeq and is a predicted model, not a curated record. The transcript has a single exon. NCBI's taxonomy places the organism in Eukaryota, Fungi, Ascomycota, Sordariomycetes, Sordariales, Chaetomiaceae.
AUGGUGCGAGCAUACCUUUCCACCUUUAACGAGCUCGGCAUCGAGACAUGGCUAGCACACGACUCCCUGCUUGGUUGGUGGUUGAGUGGACAAGUUCUACCUGGGGACCGAGACGUCCGCAUGCAAGUAUCGGAGCCCGGCAUCUUCGAUCUUGCUGCGUACUACAACAUGACCACCUUUUCAAUCCGGGUGCCCGGUCAGCCAAAAUCGGUUCGCCGCAAGUACCAACUCGAACUCAGUCGGUUUGCAAAGGCCCGCGAGCAAUCAGACCCGGCUGGCUCGGCCGAUGGGAGGUGGAUUGAUACCGACACCGGCUUGUACAUCGACAUGUAUGCGGUCCGGUAUAACCUGACACACCCAGGAGGCAGGGGCAUGAUGAGUUGCAAAGAUGGGGGGGAGUUCAGGGACAAGGACCUUUUUCCGCUGCAGAAGACCAGUUUUGAGGGUGUCCCCGCGAAGAUUCCACACCAAACUAGGGAGCUUUUGGUUGCUGAGUAUGGGGCGCGGGCGUUGAAAGCGGGGGGUCGGAAUGGGUGA